AUGACGAAUAAGGGAAGGCAAGAAGAGCGGCCAAGCGGCCACCGAAUAACGGGCCAGAAGUGCAAAGUCAGCGAGCAGUGCGGCAACCCCCACUGUACGAUCACGAAGAUUAACGACAGACGGACCACUACAGUCGGAGCAUUCGUUAACUCGAGCCCCGACGAGAAAAAUGGAACGAGUGAGGAUUCUCGUAUCCAAUAUACACCCUUGUACAACACAGCGCCAUCUUUGGGAUCGGAAAUGAAAUCUUUCACCAGAACAGCGACUGGAUUCUACGGAUACUCCGAAGACGAACUUCUCCACAGAUUUAGCUUCACAUGCGACACGCUUCCCACUAGGAUGGCGGAGUUUGAGGAGGCGGUCUUCCAGAACACGUGUAGCCUUUACGCCUUUCGAACCCUGGCCGCCUACAGCGCCCGGUUCGCUUGCUUCCGUCUUUAG
Messenger RNA from Neurospora hispaniola, 441 nucleotides. RefSeq lists its product as uncharacterized. The transcript has 3 exons. NCBI's taxonomy places the organism in Eukaryota, Fungi, Ascomycota, Sordariomycetes, Sordariales, Sordariaceae. The record is from RefSeq and is a predicted model, not a curated record. Bases 1 to 441 code for a protein of 146 amino acids.